UUUAUGUUGCAUCUAUACUACCUCUCCCUAGUGAAAUUUUUAUUAAACAGCUAUGUAGAAUUAUUUUUAAUUUUCUAUGGGGGUCAAAAGAUAGAAUAAAAAGAAAAACACUGAUUGGUAAAAUAGAAGAUGGUGGUAUUGGAGUAAUAGAUAUACUUACUAAAUUCCACGCAUUGAAAGCUGCCUGGAUACCGCGACUUAUAAAAAAUGACGGUCAUAACUUUAUACGUUCACACCUUGAUAAACUAUUAAGAGCUUAUAAUGUAAAUCUAGAAUAUAUAUUGAAAAUGAAUUGUACUGAUUUAAAGAACUUUGAUAUAUUUACCAAACUUCCACAAUUUUAUAAAGAGGUGUUUAUUUACUUUAAUCAAUGUAAAAAAAAAUUCCUAAUGUGCAAAAUAUGAACAAUAACGAAAUAUUACAAGAACCAAUUUGGAACAAUAAGCAUUUUUUGUUUAAUGGCAAGACUAUAUAUUUUAAAAAUUGGAUAAAAAAUAUUAAAUAUGUAAAAGAUUUGUUCAAUGAUAGCGGUUUUAAGACCAUUGAUGAAAUAAGCAAAGAAAUUUGCAAAAAAGCAAAUGUACUUUGUGAAUAUAAAAUAGUCAAAUCAGCUUUUAAAUACAUAAGAGAGAAAAUUCAUGGAUACGAAUCAAAAUUUAUAAACAUAAAAGAUAAAAGAUAUUUCAAUUUUACUAAUAAAUAUUGUACGGUUGAAAAACAAAAACGUAAAUUUUUCUAUGAAAUACUUUUGAGUAAAUUGUUUAUAUCACCUAAGCACCAUAAUUUAUAUCACAAAGAAUAUAAUGUCAGUAAAGAAAUGUGGAAACACAUUUAUCAACAAAAAAUCAAGUUAGCUUUAGAUAGAAUUAUUGCUGAAUUUAAUUAUAAACUGAUGCAUAAUUUGCUUUCCUGUAAAAAAUACAUGUUUAAAUGGAAAAAAGAAUCUUCUGACAAAUGUUCUCUGUGUCUAGAAACAGAAGAUAUGAGACAUCUUAUAUAUGAGUGUAAAAAUGUUUCAUUGGUUUGGAAUAUGGUGUCUUUGGCGUGCAAAGUCAAUAUUCAAUGGAAAAGUAUUGUUAUUGGUUUUUAUUUUGAAUGUAAUCAAAGCACACGCCUGCUUAAUAACUUUAUUUCCUUCAUUGCUUUGAAGAUAUACAAAUAUAAAAUGUUUUGUAGACUAAGUAAUCUUGAAGAAACUGAAUAUAGCAUAUCAAAUCAUGUCAAGAAGUGUACAGUUUUGUGGUGUAAAGUUAUAAAGUAUAGUAAUUAUGCAUUGAAAACAAAUGCUAUUGAACAUUUCAUAAAACUGUUGUAAUUUGUAUCUAUAUUUUUUCUGCAAUGUAUUGCAUUGUACCUGUGCUAUUGUACUACUGAUGGUAUUAAUAUGAGUAAUAAACUAUGAAAUCAUAAAAAAAGAAAAAAAGAAAAAAAAGAAUGGAGAUGUGGAGUUCAUAUCCCAUUAAAAUAAUUUACUUCACGUAGUUCAAAACACGUGAAAUUAGUUUAAAUUCAUUUCUUUGAAAACAUGCCAGAAGAAAAUUUAUACUAAUGCAAUAAUCAAUUAUCUUUGGAAUGAACAAUAUGAAUUACUUACCCUGUGAAAAACGAAUAGAGAACAUCCUAUAUAUUGGACAUUCUCGAGCAUACAGUAAAAAUGUGCAUAAUCAUUUGCAUGAAAUUUCUAUAUGGUAGAGCCUUGAUAUUUAGAGGUCAAAGGGCAAGUAUUAUGACAUCAUUUACUGAUCCUUUUAAUUCUUUCUGCAUUGAAUUUGUCAAUUCUCCAAAACAUCCAAAUUUCCCUCAUUGUGAUACAUUUUAAUCUGUGAUCCAUUUCAAUCAGUCUGUUGAUUUUUUUGUUGGAUUUGAAUUAUACAUUUUUUCGAAGUAAUCUGUAGAGUAGCAUAAUUUCAUGUGAAUUUGCAAUUUUUGAGCUACGUCUGUUCUUUAAUAACAUCAGGUUGCACUCAAAUACAGUGGCAAAUCUAUACCUUACUGUGGGGUUUGGGGGGAGGUUAACCCAUUUAAAAAGAAUGAUUUAAAAUGGUGCAUUUUAAUGCAUUUCUUCCCUUCAUUUGUAGUCACCACAUCUUUUAUAUGUUUGGGUGUGGUAAAACAGAAAAGAAAUAUGCUGGUGUGACAUGUUGUCAGUAUAUUUUUCUGAAUUAAAGUAACAGAAAAGCAGUUUUCGAAAUUCGUUUAAAACUUAGUACAGACUGGGUUUAUGCCAAAACUAGAUGACAUAGACCUCAUUGAAUUGGCAUAGACCGCAACAUUGAAAAAAAUAACACAAAUUUAAAACAUUUUUAUUGACUUUUAAAGUACUUAUAAAGCAUAUUUUCUUUCCAUUUCCAAAAAAGUGUUCUCUUUUCCUCAUAACGUUUAUCAGACGUUGACUUGUGGGAUAACUCAAUUGCUUUAAACUAAGAAAAUUAACAUACACGUUUUGUUAUAUCCCAAUUACAAUUGUUAUAGACCAGUGCCAUUUGACAUAGACUCGGUCUAUGGUUAAUUUCAAACACCAAGAAACAUCCUAAAGGUCAGUUAUAAAACAGCAUCACGCAUAUUUGUAAUAUAUCAACAAGUAAUUUUGAAACAGUGAACUUUCUUAUGUUGACUGUCUGGUAUCACCCUCAUCUUACUGGAGUUUGAUAGACUAUAUAUCAAAAUAGCAAAACCGGCUGAAACCUCAAGUGAACUUUUAUGAUCACCUGUUGUCCGUUGUCUGUCUAAACUUUUUACAUUUUCGACUUCUUCUCCAGAACCACUAAGCCAAUUUCAACCAAACUUGGCCCAAAGCAUCCUUGGGUAAAGGGCUUUCAAGUUUGUUCAAAUGAAGGGCCAUGAGCCUUUCAAAGGGGAGAUAAUCAUAAAAAUGCAAAAAUAGGGUGGGUUUCAUUUAAAAAUCUUCGAGAACCACUGGGCCAAAAAAGCUAAAAUUUACAUUGAAGCUUCCUGGCAUAUUGCAGACUCAAAUUUGUUCAAAUCACGGCCCCCGGGUGUUGAAUGGGACCACAGUAGGGGGGUCAAAGUUUUACAUACAAAUAUAUAGAAUAAAUCUUUAAGAAUCAUCUUCACAAGAACCACUGAGCUAGAAAAGCAGAUAUUUACAUGAAAGCUUCCUGACAUAGUUGCAGAUUCAAGUUUGCUCAAAUCAUGGCCCCCGGGUGUUGAAUGGGACACAAUAGGGGAUCAAAGUUUUACAUACAAAUACAUAGGAAGAAACUGUAAAAAUCUUUUCCUCAAGAACAGCAAAGUCAUGAUUAUUCAUAGUUAUAUGGGAGAACAUUUUUUAUAAAAAAGAAAAAAAGAAAUAAGUUGUAUCAGAUGGGAUUCGAACCGGGUGCCGAGAGAAGGUCGCGUGUGAUGGACGAUAGGCAUUAACCUCUGCGCCAUUGAGACUCUGCAACUAUGUAGAUAUUUUUGGUAUUCUGUGUGUCUGAUUAUUAUUGUAAAAUUAAUUAUAAUUGACUUUGAAGAGUAUUAUAUUCUAUAAAUUUUGGGUAAAAGUAUCUCUUGUUGAGUUAAAAUAAUUUCGUGUAAUAUUUUUCACACUUAUGAAGACGGUCAGUGAUUGGUCAGUGUGUGUAAUAAUAGAACCUGCUAUUGGCGGUAUUUUUGCACGAGAUACAGAACAACAAAGACGUGGCUGAUGUUGUGUAAGUUUUUGGUGAUAUAUUUGUCAUUUUCAAGUACACAAUAAUUUGUCAGUGAAUAUUUUGAGUGCAUAGAUUCACUAUAUCGUGUGCAAGGUAUUGUAAGAGAUUCUUUGCAAAACAAUGCUGUUAGGAAGCAGAAUUCAAUAUUUAGCAUUUGCUUUAAUCAGACAUAUAGAAUUGAGAACUAGUUUGUAGCUUAAUGUUUUCUAUUUAUACUUAAUGGGAGAAUAUAAUUGAGUUUUACAUACAUGUACUUCGGUGACACAACGGUGUUUGAGUUAUAUGUGUGUUUCAGUAUAUUUACAGUGUUUAUUUUAUUAAUAGGUCUAAAUGUAGGUGAUCAGUGUAUUACGUUGACCUUGACCUGUCGUGGUGGCCAUUUUUUGGGCCGGUUAUUGCGUGCCUUGUUUAGGUUUGUGAACUUUGCGUAUUUGCAAUUGCUAUUUGUUCAUGUUGCUAAUUAUGCAUGUUUAUAAUACAUGUACUACAUAUGAAUCCUUGCAAAGGAAAUAUGUUUGUAUAUAUGAUUGAGGUCAAGCAAAUCUUGUACAUUGGUUAAGUCACUAGAACAAAUUAUAAUGUGUUUUUAUUUAUUUAUAUUUAUAGGAGCACUGUCAUUGAUUCAUUCAUUGAUUCAUCAUUGAUUGAUCACAUUACACUACAACUGUGAAUAAAAGGUGAAAAGAA
This is a messenger RNA of Ostrea edulis (European flat oyster), 4343 nucleotides long. RefSeq lists its product as uncharacterized. The record is from RefSeq and is a predicted model, not a curated record. The transcript has 2 exons. The coding region runs from base 401 to 1315 and encodes 304 amino acids. Lineage: Eukaryota; Metazoa; Mollusca; Bivalvia; Ostreida; Ostreidae.